AGACUGGUUUAUUCUCUUACAAGUGAGACCUGUCAAGAAGAGGACCUUUUGCUUGUGAUGGCUGGUUUUAUGAAACCCGUGAAUACCUUUAAAGAUGAAUUAACUUGUUUUAUGUGCCUUCAGGUAUUUACAUAUCCAGUUUCGCUCAAUUGCUCACACAGUUUCUGCCUCAAAUGCAUUCAGGAUCAUCUGAAGCACAAAGCAGCAGCUGACAAGUACAGUUGCCCCGAAUGCCACGCUGAGUUUGAGGUGAAGCCAAGACUAGUGAAAAAUGGAGAACUGUCUGACAAGGUGCAGCAGCAUGCGCGGUGUCAUGAGAACGGCAUUAUCUGUGAUUACUGUCUGGAAGAAGAGUCCCCCGCCGUGAUGAGCUGCCUUCAGUGUGAAGCCUUCUUCUGCAUGACCCAUCUCCGUCCCCACAGCGAGAAGGUGUACCUGAAAGACCACGUCCUGGUGGAGCCUGCAGAGGCAAUGUCCUUGAGAAAGUGCCCCGAGCACAAGGAAAUCCUGAAGCUCUUCUGCAGAGACCAUGGCACUUGCAUCUGCAUGCUCUGCUGUAUCGUGGGCCAGCACAAGCAGCACCCCGUGUGUACCAUAGAGGAAGCAAAAAAAGAAGCAGAGGAUUCCCUUGUUGAGAAAUUACAGGACCUUAAUACAAAGAAGAUUAAAAUAAAGGAUGCAAUAAAACAGCUUCGAGAAAUACACUCUCAUUCACAGGAUGCAUAUUCAGCCUUCCAUGAAAAAGCAGUUCAUCACUACAAACAGAUAAAAGCCCUCAUUGAAGAAGAUGAACUACAGGCUCUGCAGUUCAUUGAGUCCGAAAGGCAGGUUGCCAUUUCACACAUUGAAUCCCAGACCAAGGAGCAGGUGGAGGAGCUAGAUGAUAUGGAAAGAACUAUCCAACAGAUUCACGCCCUUUUAAACCAGACUGACACUGUAAGAUUCCUUAAGGGUGUGAACUGCAAUGAAUAUAGAAUUCACUCCAUACUGAGGAAGCAACAGCUAAUUGUUCAUGAAACAGUCGUCGACGAAGAAAAACUUUCAUCCUUAAUUAAAUCCAUUACUAAGCUUUCAAACAGUUUAACAAAACAGACUGCCUCUGUCAGGAAGGCCUUUUUGGCAUAUGCAACAACUGUCACUUUGGACCCUGGAACUGCAAAUGAAAAUCUAAUUUUAUCAGAAAAUCGAACCGCUGUGCACUACACAGAUGAACCUGUGAAAUCCCCGUACAAUCCCAAGAGGUUUGAUGACACCUUGUACGUGCUGGGGUGCGAGGGGUUCAACUUUGGACGGCACUACUGGGAAGUGGUUGUAAAAAGCAAGACAGACUGGGAGAUUGGCGUUGCAUAUUCUUCACUACCCAGGAAAGGGAAAACCUGGCUGGGGAGAAAUAACAUUUCAUGGUCUCUGGAUUGCAGCGGAGGCCAGUGCACAGGAUGGCAUAAUAAUAGAUCCACAAAACUGAACAUGAAACCCAAUUUAGAAAGAGUUGGUGUGUAUUUGGAUUACACAGGGGGCAUGUUGUCUUUUUAUGAUGCUGAAAAGAUGACUCUGUUACUGUCUUUUUAUAGUAAAUUCACUGAAGCAGUCCAUCCUGUGCUCAACCCGUGUAACAGCAAAGGAGGAAACUUUGCACCUUUAAUAGUUCUCUAGUGCAAACGUAUUCUGAAAAAUUAGAAUUAACAUAAGAUAGAUGUAUAAUGCAAUGCAUGUGUACUAAUGCAUUUGACUAUGAUAAUAUUAAAAAAAUAAAACAGCAGUAAUGUCAUACUUCAGGAUGUUGUAGUUCUUAUUGUCCCUGAGGUAUCAUUUUUUUCUUCGUCUGAAAGUAUAAAAUAAUGACAUGAUACAUUACAAUGCCGUUAUUUGCCAGUGAUGUUAUUAUUGACAUCAGACUAUUUCUAAGUUUUAUAAUCUUUAUUAUCCUAAAAUUCAGAUCUUUUUCACCAGACGCAUUCAGGGUUUAAAAUUAUAGCUUGCAGCCCAACAGAUUUUUUUGUCUAAUUGUAUUGGUACCAGUAUUAAUACAUUUAUAUUGUGAAUGUUUUAAGAAUCUGUAUGUUGUGAACAGUGUAGUGUACAGCAUUUAACUUGACGAAACACCUUUCUACUUGACUUAGUUUUGAGUUUAUUAAAAACAGAAAAUGAAGCAACUGUUUCCACUUUUAGUCUAUAUUCUAUACAACAAAAGUAUUCUGCUCUUAAUAAUCAAAGACUAUAGCUCGAACCUAAAUCCACAAAUUAUCUUUUAACAAUUAUUAUUUUAGUAAAAUAAUAGUUAUAUUUUCUAUAAUUAGAUAAAGCUAUGAACUGUAAAUGCACAAGAGACAAACAAUGUGUUAUUUAUAAGUGAGACUGGGACAUUUUGUAUACAAGAAAUAAUAAUAAUAUUGAAUUAUUUUCAGGAAAUGCUUGUCAAAUGGAAGUACAUGAAUUGAAUAGCUUUGCAUUAAAUAAUGCAUUUUGCUCUGGUACAUGUUUAUUUUUAGAUUUGAUUUUGACGCGGAUGACGUUAGAAAUUCUUUAUUCUAUAGGAGUCUUGAACACUCAUAAUGUAUUCAACAACACUUCUUAACAUUUAAAUCCAUCUCCAGGCUAUAUUCUGGAACUUUUUUUUGUUUAAUCUUUAUUGUAGUUAACACAGAUAUGAUAUGGCAGAUUAGCAGUGCUGUCAGAUACGUGGAGAAUAAAUACACAAUCAACUAUUUGUACCAUAAAAACAAUAAUCUAAAUGUCGAAAAUUAAAUUCCAUUUUGCAGUUAAAUACAAUGGCAUAUCAAACAAGUAUAAUAUGAAAUGUAUUUAAAACUGUGUUCCAAUUUUAACAAAACUUAAUUAUCACAAUCAAGAUUUUGAAAAGCAAUACGAAGUCGAUAAAUGUGUGUGUAAGUGUUGGUGUGUUUUUAACAGAAUGCAAUGUCUGUUUUUAAAUGAAAUGUCAUGACAGAAAUUAAAUCCAAGUAAUG
This is a messenger RNA of Acipenser ruthenus (sterlet), 2966 nucleotides long. Its product is annotated as zinc-binding protein A33-like. Bases 58 to 1653 code for a protein of 531 amino acids. The record is from RefSeq and is a predicted model, not a curated record. Gene Ontology annotation, molecular function: protein binding; zinc ion binding. The transcript has 6 exons. Lineage: Eukaryota; Metazoa; Chordata; Actinopteri; Acipenseriformes; Acipenseridae.